AUGGUGAACUCUUUCUGUAAGAGAGUUUCAUCUUCUACUCCCAGGAUUCUGAACUGGAGCAACACCAUCGUCACCAAAAAUCCAACCCUUCGAGACUUGAAGGGCAAGAUUUUUGAUUUACCUUUGGAGAAGGUACUUUACAUUGAAGAUAAAAAACAUGCGUCCUGCGAUGAAGAGAGUAAGCAAAGCCUUCAACUUGACGGUCUAUUUAUCGAUGAAUCUAUUGAUGAACGUGGUGUAGCGAAGCAAUCCUUCGAGGGUGGCUCAUCUUCAAAGAAGUCUGAUUCAGCAGAUAUUGAUUGGAUGAAAUCUAAGCUGGAGAUGCUCAGUUCGAAUCAAUCAUCAUUGGCCGAGGACUUCAUUUCGUUGAGGUGUUUUGUUGAUUUUAAUUUCAAAUCCGUAAUGACUGUAAUUAAGGAUAUCCAAGAGAAGGUUAAUGCCAUUCAUCGUCGUCCUUCUGACGAGGGAAAGUCAUCGGAUGAAUUAGUAACUCAAGAUUCUGAUGAUGAUGCUGAUGAUGAUGAUGAUGAUGAUGAUGCCGAGGAUGAUGAGAAGCAAUUGCCUGAUCCAGAAAAUAUUGAUUCCGACUCCGACGAUGGUGGUGAGUUGGUUAAAGUUGGUGGGGAUGCUGAUGAUGCUGACAAGGCUGUUACUGCUGUUCCUUCUGCUGAUGUGAAUCCUUCUGAGGAUGUUGGAGGGAGUGAUAAAAAUGUUAAGGAUGUUGAGAAGCCGAAGGGCGAUGAGUCUCGAUUGAAGGGGGACGAUUUCUUUGAUGGGUUGAGCCAGCUUGUAAUAGAUGAUGAUCAAGUUGUGUUGGCUGGCUUGGAGGCUGUUCCUAAAAUCAAUGUAAGUUUACUUUUAAUUGUUUUCAAAAAAACUAGGUUUCUUUUUGGUUGCUCAUUAGUUUCUAAUAUGUUUUGCAACUGUUUUAAUGCAUUCUUUAUUUUUUAGGUCCCCGCACCCAAUCCAGAUGUUGUUGGUGAAAAGUCAGAUGCCCUUCAUACUGAUGAAGAAACUGAGGAUACUGUCUCUGAUACACCUCUGUUGGAUAAGAGGAAGCGUGCUCCGGCCUUGAAAUCUCCAUUUGUUGAUUUCGGGUCUGCUGAUGUCGGGAGCACUCCAAUGGAGCUUAUGUCCUCAGGUUCUCAAUCAGCUGGGGAUGAUAGGGAUUUCAAAAUGGUGACUUAUGUGAAGGGCCUUUAUGCUCUUAAUGAUGCUUUUGCUGAUCCCGUAUCUACCGAGAUUGAGGCAAAAUUUGACUUUUGGAUUAGUGAAGGAUUGCUUAAGCAUCCCAGGUGACUGUUUUUUAUUAAAUCUGUUUUUGUAUUAUUUUUUUUUUUCCAGUUUUAUUCCUGUUUUAAUGCUAUUUUUUUGCUGUUUUUUUGUUGUUGUAGGCAUUAUAAUUGUUAUGAAGACGGCGCAAAGAAAUUUACCCCGGGUUUUAGGCUAGGUGUUGAUUAUGUUGAGGAUAAAACUUGGUUUUACCAUUUGGCCACAUGCGACAUGUUUAUGAACGACUCGGUAAAGUUUCCAAUUUAUAUUGUACUUAUGGUAGUUUGUUUUUAGUUGCUUUAUAAAUGUUUUUUAGUUUUGAUACUACAUUUCAGUUUUUUUACAGUUGUUAAACCUUUUCAUUUGUGUUUCUGUGUUGUUUUUUUUUCUCAGCAUAUGAACACCAUAUUCUAUUACCUUCGGAAAAAAGGUAAGUAUUCUUCCGCUGUGACGUUGAAUUUCGCAACUACUGAUUGUCUUUUUGAUGAUUCCAUCCAAGCAUUGUACCACAAAUUUAACAAGGCCAAGUCAAUGAAGACUAAGAUGUCACACAUUCACGCUGCCCACCCAAUUGCGCAUUACAUCCGAGGUAUGCGCAUUCCCUGUUCCAAGCCUUGGUAUGAAGCCGAUCACGUGCUUUUCAUCAUCAAUUUAAGAAGGGAAAGUCAUUGGGUUUUUGGGCGUCUUGACGUGAACGAAGGGACGUUAUUUCUGUACAAUUCUUUGAGAACCGCGAAGAUGAAUGCCGCAGCUAGGAAUGCGAUGAAGGCUUAUUCCGUGUUGCUGCCUUUGUUUUUCGAUUUACUUGGGUUCUGGAAGAAUAGAGCACAAGCUCCUGCCUCAGUUUCUGACCCUACAGCUCCAUUCAGAAUCGUGGAGCUUAGUGGUCUUGCGUCUCAGCAGAAGAAUGAUUGUGGAGCAUAUGUUGCUGCCUUUGCUGAAUUCUUUAUACACGGAAAGGAUGUCCCUGCAGACUUUGACAUCGAAGUUUAUCGAACCCGACUUGCUUCACUUUUCUACUCGUACGGACAAAGGAAAAUUGACCAAAGUAUUGACAGCGAGGAUGAGAAGCAAACCAAGUCUUCUAAGGCAUCUAAAUUGAAGAAAUAGGAUCUUUUAAUUUGGUGGCUCUAUUCUGUUAUUUGUUGAAUCUAUUUACUUGACAAGUUUUAGUGUUGUUGUUUCAAUGUAGGUAUUAUAUUUGAUUUUAUACUAUGUAGCUGGUUUAAAACUUUUAGGAUAUUUGACAUUCACUCCUUAUAAUAUCUUUAUUGUAUAGGUUUGUAUUUCCCAAAGUUGUGUGUUUUUUUAAUUGUUCAAGUUCUUAUAUACGGUCGCACAACUAUGGAGAAACUAUUAACCAACUAAAUACAAACUAUGUUUUCAUUUUUCCUAAAUAGUGCUAUGAAUGUAUAUUUAUUCUUCGUAUUCCA
Cannabis sativa is the source of this 2705-nucleotide messenger RNA. RefSeq lists its product as uncharacterized. Bases 1 to 951 code for a protein of 316 amino acids. Lineage: Eukaryota; Viridiplantae; Streptophyta; Magnoliopsida; Rosales; Cannabaceae. The transcript has 4 exons. The record is from RefSeq and is a predicted model, not a curated record.